This is a messenger RNA of Anguilla rostrata (American eel), 1643 nucleotides long. RefSeq names its product interleukin enhancer binding factor 2 (gene ilf2). Lineage: Eukaryota; Metazoa; Chordata; Actinopteri; Anguilliformes; Anguillidae. The record is from RefSeq and is a predicted model, not a curated record. Gene Ontology annotation, molecular function: DNA binding; double-stranded RNA binding. The coding region runs from base 273 to 1322 and encodes 349 amino acids. Gene Ontology annotation, biological process: positive regulation of DNA-templated transcription. Gene Ontology annotation, cellular component: catalytic step 2 spliceosome. The transcript is spliced from 15 exons.
GUUUAUUAAUACCAUUAUUGCACAUUCCCAUGUAACUCAAACAGUGCGCUGGGGUAUUGCAAAAUUGUGAACUAUCCGUUAGUUAUCUAACAGUAUCGUAUGUGUGGCUAAUCAGCUGGGUCGCUUCCAUUGACUUUAACCGAUUGAUCCACUGAUUGAGCUGAGGCGAUCGGGGCCGUGGCCGGGGUGGCCGGUUCGGCUCCCGAGGGGGACUUGCUCAGGGGUAUCGUCCCUUUGUCCCACACAUCCCUUUCGACUUCUACGUGUGUGAAAUGGCAUUCCCUCGAGUGAAGCCGGCCCCAGAUGAAACAGCCUUCAGUGAGUGUCUGUUGAAGAGGAACCAGGAUCUGACCCCAACUCCUACUGAACAGUCCUCCAUCCUGUCCCUGGUGACCAAGAUUAACAAUGUAAUAGACAACCUCAUCGUGGCCCCUGGAAACUUUGAAGUGCAAAUUGAGGAGGUUCGUCAAGUGGGCUCUUACAAGAAGGGUACCAUGACAACAGGACAUAAUGUAGCAGACCUGGUCGUCAUUCUGAAGAUAUUGCCUACACUCGAGGCAGUGGCAGCCCUGGGAAACAAAGUUGUGGAGACCCUUCGCGUACAGGACCCCGCAGAAGUGCUGUCCAUGCUGACAAACGAAACGGGAUUUGAGAUAAGCUCUGCAGACGCCACAGUGAAAAUCCUCAUCACAACCGUGCCCCCCAACCUGCGCAAGCUGGACCCUGAGUUACACUUGGACAUCAAGGUGCUGCAGAGUGCUCUGGCCGCUAUCCGCCACGCCCGCUGGUUUGAGGAGAACGCGUCUCAGUCCACGGUCAAAGUUCUGAUCCGCCUGCUGAAAGACCUGCGGGUCCGGUUCCCCGGAUUCGAGCCCCUGACGCCCUGGAUCCUGGACUUACUGGGUCACUCUGCAGUCAUGAACAACCCCUCCAGACAGCCCCUCUCUCUGAAUGUGGCCUACAGACGGUGCCUGCAGAUGUUGGCGGCAGGGCUCUUCCUGCCUGGCUCCGUGGGCAUCACCGACCCCUGCGAGAGCGGAAACUUCCGGGUGCACACGGUCAUGACGCUGGAGCAGCAGGACAUGGUGUGCUUCACUGCUCAGACACUCGUGAGGAUACUCUCUCAUGGGGGUUACCGGAAGAUCCUGGGCCUGGAAGGGGAUGCCAGCUACCUGGCCUCAGAGAUGUCCACCUGGGAUGGGGUGAUCGUGACGCCGUCAGAGAAGGCGUAUGAGAAGCCGCCGGAGAAGAAGGAAGGCGAGGACGAGGCGCUAGAAGAUGGAGGGGAGGGGGAGGAGGAGAGCAUGGAGACCCAGGAGUGACCGCUGGGAUGGUCACACACACCGCCAGUCGGGGAGGUAUCUACACUCUACACCCGUUCCUGUCUUGGUUGACACGACACCUCAAGAAGAGAGUCCGAGGAUUUUUUUUGUUUGGUUUUUUAAAUUUAUUUUUUAUUUUUUAUUGUUGCAUUUUUGUACACCCCUCUCCUACACAGACUAACAUUUGUGAAGGCAGAUUGUGUUUACCUGGACCAAAGGACAGGCAGAAUCGCCUACACACCUGGUUUUGACUCAUUAAAUAUGAAUGUUUUCUUAUGUCUGUAGGAAACUAUAAAAAAUAAACUCCUUUGGGUUUUUAAA